CAGCCUCUAUGUGGGACACUAGCCUUUAGGUGUUGAUAUUCGACACCUAGAGUUUGGCUUUGGAAGUCCUUUUUGAUCUUUCACUUCGUUAAUCCUCACUUGCUCUUUGUAUCAAUGGCAAGAUGCUCCUUCGCAAAAUACGCCUACAUAUCCCUGCUCCGACAUUCCCAGGCAUCUUGUUUGCACCCAGCAGUGAGAAUAAUGAGCCUACCCUCUCAAAUACAGCUUGGCUUGAUGGCGUUCGGGGGUUCGCUGCCCUCAUUGUUGCAAUUAAUCACAUCACCUCAUCAGAGAUAGGCUUUCGCUUCCAGGGCUUUCAUGCCCAGCCUGUGGAUGUCAACACCUCUGUACUCCAGUUACCUCCUUUUCGCAUCAUCUUUGGCAUGAAAGCGAUGGUUCCCCUAUUCUUUGUCGUCUCCGGCUACUGUCUUUCGAUCCAAUUCAUUCGGCGGCUGCGGAACAGCCCGGAAGAUAUCUCUAGUUUUUUCGACGCUCUAUCCGGGGCCGUCUUUCGUCGUGGGAUUCGCCUGUUUGUUCCCUUUUUGACUAUGGCGGUCUCUUCUCAGAUCCUUCUGUAUCUGGGUGCCUAUGAUUGGAAGUGGUGGAGCGAUGAUGGGCUGGUGGCACUGGUCGAGGAUUCCCAGGGCAAUCCUAUUCGUGCCCCCAUCCGUAAACAUGCGCGUUUCCUGUACGAGUACCUCGGCACUGUUAUGUCGGCACUCAAUCAUGGUUUUGGCUCCCGUCCAAUUGUUGGCCUGAACCCGGCACUAUGGACCAUUCCCGCCGAAUUUCGAGGUUCACUUCUCAUCUAUCUCUGCUUCGUCGGUCUUGCACGUGUAAAGCAUACAAUACGGCUCUGGAUACUAGUAUCUAUAGCGUUUGUACUGCUGGCUGAAGGCAUGUGGGAGCUCUGGACAUUCAUCGGUGGCUUGUUGAUCGCAGAGCUGCACGAGCGGUCGAGAUGUCUGCUUCCAUGGACAAACAAAGGAUCGGCUUCUAACACCCACGAAUCAAUUGAUAUGAGCCUAAGGGUGAGGCGUCGCAGCCGAUUGGCGAUACUUCUGUUAUGGGCUUUUGGUCUGUAUCUUUUAUGCCUGCCAAGUCAGGACGUUGAAAACCAGUUCGGGCCUGUAUAUGGAGUUGCGACUCUGUUUACGCUGCCUCACUGGAGAAGCAGGCAUGCUGUAGAAGCAAAUUAUCACGGCCUUGGGGCCACAUUAUGUGUAGCGGCAUUAGGCGCUGAGCCCAUGCUGCGACGUCCUUUCCAAUCACGCUUGGGUCAGUUUUUUGGAAGAAUUUCUUUCACACUGUAUCUUGUUCAUCAACUUGUCGCUAGAAUAUUGAUGCACAGGUUCAGAAGAUUUGCUAUUCUUUUGUUGGGCGAGGGGUGGCAGAUGCUUGCAACUUACUCUUCGAAGAGUGCGUUAAUGGUUGUUAUGUUGUGGAUAUCGGAGAUUUUAGUCGAGGUUCUCGAUAAGGGAUCUGUUGUGCUAGCAAAGCGAUUGUUUGAGAAGUGGGUAGUUCGCUAAAUAGCUUGACGUUAAGUAUGUAUCUGCGCAAAGAUUGUAGAUCAAACAAUUCCAACAACUAACCUAAGGC
This is a messenger RNA of Didymella exigua CBS 183.55, 1599 nucleotides long. RefSeq lists its product as uncharacterized. Gene Ontology annotation, biological process: polysaccharide biosynthetic process. Lineage: Eukaryota; Fungi; Ascomycota; Dothideomycetes; Pleosporales; Didymellaceae. The record is from RefSeq and is a predicted model, not a curated record. The transcript has a single exon. Gene Ontology annotation, molecular function: acyltransferase activity, transferring groups other than amino-acyl groups. Bases 123 to 1529 code for a protein of 468 amino acids. Gene Ontology annotation, cellular component: membrane.